ACUGCCGCCUGGACCCUGCUCUGGAAGCGAAGAUGCCCCGUGCCAAUGAACCCUUACAGGAGCUAUGAGGACUUCUCCCGGGUUCCCUCGGCCUCCCGGCGGCGGCGUUCCCUGCGUCACUGUAGCUCCCAGCCCUGCUUCGUCUCCUGCACCUUCUACACGCCCAUCUGCUUGCCCUUUUUGCACGAUGAAAUGAAAUUCAGCCCCAAGAAUAUGGAGAGGAGGUCGAAACUAGACGUGGACCAUAUCAUCAAAGAGCACGAGAGCUUUAGCGAGAGUGAAAAGGGCUCAGAGAGGGUGAGAGCGAUGAAAAUGGAAAGCAUGCUGAAGAAGGUGCUAGCUGAAAACCAGCAGUUGAAAAGUGCUGUUCACUUCUUGAAGCAGCAGAACAAAGAAAAAGACUGCAAUGCAGAAGACUGCAAGAGGGCUAAAGAAAAACUUAUGACUGAAAUUGGGUCUCUCUUGACCGAAAUUGCCUUCCUGAAUGAAGUUCGGGAGCAGCUGAGGUACAAGGACCCCGAGUCCAGGAAGGAGACGACGAAAGCCCUCACCGAGACCAUCCAGGCCAAGCUGGAGGUGGCUCACGCGAAGAUCGAGGCGGCUGAGGCCAAGAAGGAGACGCUGGAGGCCAAGCGGAAGGCAGAGGAGGCCCAGGAGACGGCGGAGGCGGCCCAGGCGAGGGAGGACAACCUCCUCUCCUACGUCUCCAAGAUCGCCACCCUCGCGUACCAACAGGCUGCUGAGGCGGAGUAUGACUGCACCCAGGCCCGCAAAGCCAUGGCGGUGGCGGAGGCCAUCCAGGUGGCCACCCUGGCUGAAGGCAAAGGCCGCCGGAACCACAAGCACCACCACCACCACCAGGGUAAGCACCACAGGGGCCACCACGACCACCGGGGCCACCACAGCCACCACAGCCACCACGACCACCGGAGCCACCAUGAGACCCAGAGCGACCUGCCCCACUCGGAGCCCGAGACCCUGAGCAGCACCCGAUAAGGAGGAGGACGGGAGGAAGGAAGGAAGUGAACGAAGGCAGCAGCGUGGCUGGGCGGGAGGAGAGAGAGAGAGGGAGGAUUGGUGCCGUAGAGCGCCAAUAGUGGGAGCACUGUGCAGAAUUAAAAUUUAUGUUUGAGCCGCUGA
Molecule: messenger RNA, 1140 nt
Organism: Podarcis raffonei (Aeolian wall lizard)
Lineage: Eukaryota; Metazoa; Chordata; Lepidosauria; Squamata; Lacertidae
Product: SKI/DACH domain-containing protein 1-like
Exons: 8
Coding region: 46-996 (316 amino acids)
Source: RefSeq, a predicted model, not a curated record